Fundulus heteroclitus (mummichog) is the source of this 1389-nucleotide messenger RNA. Its product is annotated as low density lipoprotein receptor adapter protein 1-A-like. The transcript has 3 exons. The record is from RefSeq and is a predicted model, not a curated record. NCBI's taxonomy places the organism in Eukaryota, Metazoa, Chordata, Actinopteri, Cyprinodontiformes, Fundulidae. Bases 119 to 385 code for a protein of 88 amino acids.
CUCUUUGGAGCUGUCACAUAACUCGGGUCCUGAUCGUACGCAGUAAACGGAUCUUGUUUCUGUGUUCGCAGACGUAGCCACAGGGACUCUCCUGGAGUUCGCAGAAGGAGCCAAAGCAAUGCAGGCCCACUCAGGAACAAAGCAGACUGAAUCGGAUCCCUUCACGGUGCAUAAUCACGCGGCGGAAAACAACAAUACCGUUUGGGAGCUGGAGGACGGUCUGGACGAGGCGUUUUCAAGACUCGCUGAGUCUCGCACUAACCCCCAGGUCCUGGACAUUGGGGUAAACCCUCAGGACUUGAACAACGACGAGUGCCUCUCCUCGGGCAAAUGGGACCAAGACGAGACAGACUCACCUGCACAAAAAGAGACGUUUGAGUUCUAACGGGAAGUCUUUGCCAAGAAGAACAAGAAAGGGAGGAAAAAAAAGGAGGGCAAAUGGUGGUAAAACGGCUACAGAUGCUGAUGUGAGACCAGCACAGGCGCCCACCUUCUCCCUGGUGCCACGUCCUCUAAACGUCUCUGUCUAAGGAUCUCUGACGCGUCUGAAUCCACACGAGCAGAGAAGGAAAACACGAGCUGACUGCUCGCUCAACAGGCCAAAGCAAUACAAACCUUUCAAACCCCUUUUUUAUUUUAAGGAAAAAAACAUGCAGCCCAUUCAUGUUUUGUUCCAGUCAGUCUGAUCUUGUGUUUUUUUGUUUACCCAUUCACCUUCACUGUGUGUACUGUGAUACAGAACGCUUGUGAGAGCUACUGCGAGCUCAACAAGUGUGUUACAGAUCAGAUGCUAACUCACCCGUUCCCCUGCGGGGUUCAGCAGCAAGUUACUACCUAUAUGUGUGUCACAACUCCAGCGUUUUGUUGGUCAACAAAAGCUUUAAAGUAUGUGUCAGAACAAAGUGACAAUCCUAUUUUUUACUAUUGCAAAAAACUAUUUUUGCAUUCGGCGGUUCUUCAUCGGCAAAAGCACAGCAUUCAUGUCGGACAAUUAAGUGUCAAGCAUUGAACUCAUUUAUGCUUUCACACUAAUCCCUUUUCCUCCUGAACUUGGGAGAAAAAAAGAUUUAACAGCUCCGAAUUGCCAAGCUAAAGUUGUGAUGAGGAUUGAUCGUAGUAAUUGAUCAUAAUUCUCACUCAGGCUCGAGGCUCGGUCAAGAAAAGGAGCUAGCUACCAGUUUCUUUACCCGAUAUGGUCUCAUUUGUUUAUUUAAACUCUCAGAUUCAGACUUGUUAAACAGACAUCUGUCGAAAUAUGUUACAGUGACAUUCAAAGUUUACCGUUUUUCAUUUUCCACCAACAAGGACUCUUCCCAGUGUUAUUUUUGGUGUUUGUUUUUGCAUUAAUUUAAAUUGCAUACAUUUUAAUAAAAAUGUUAUAAUCUUUCA